GGAUGCCCUGAUAUCCCUGCUUCAUUUCUACAUUGAAUACGCAUACUACAGCCUUCUUUCUCAUCACUUGUUUCUUUGUUCACUCUUCUCUUCUUCCCCAUGGCUUUAGAAACUACGCCUAACCACACCCAGACCGUAGCAGGGUGGGCGGCUCACGAUUCCUUCGGCAAGAUCGUCCCUUACAUCUUCAAACGAAGGGUAAACGGCGUGAACGAUGUGAGUAUCAAAGUGAUGUACUGUGGGAUCUGCCACACUGACCUCCACUUUAUUAACAACGAUUGGGGUAUCACGAUGUACCCUGUAGUUCCUGGGCAUGAAAUUACUGGGGUGAUCACCAAGGUGGGCAGCAACGUGAAGAACUUCAAAAUAGGGGACAGGGUGGGAGUUGGUUGCUUGGCAGCAUCCUGUUUGGAAUGUGAAUUCUGUAAAAACUCACAGGAGAACUACUGUGAUCAGAUCCAGUUCACCUACAAUGGUAUUUUCUGGGAUGGCAGCAUUACUUACGGUGGAUAUUCCGAUAUGCUAGUUGCUGAUCACAGGUACGUUGUCCACGUACCAGAUAACCUGCCAAUGGAUACAGCAGCCCCACUAUUGUGUGCUGGGGUAACAGUUUUUACCCCCAUGAAAGAUUGCCAACUGCUGGAGUCACCGGGGAAAAAAGUGGGAGUGGUCGGCCUGGGGGGUCUUGGUCAUGUUGCUGUUAAAAUGGCAAAGGCAUUUGGUCAUAACGUAACCGUCAUCAGCACUUCUCCGUCGAAAGAGAACGAGGCUAAACAGCGUCUGGGCGCCGAUUCUUUCAUAGUGAGCACUAAUGAUGAACAAAUGCAGAGAGGUAAGAGGACUCUAGAUGUUAUUUUGGACACUGUGUCAGCACAGCACUCACUUGGACCUGUCUUGGAACUGCUCAAAGUGAAUGGGACUUUAGCGGUUGUGGGGGCACCAGACAGGCCAAUGGAGCUGCCGUCCUUUCCAUUAAUAUUUGGAAAGAGAUCGGUGAAGGGAAGCAUGACUGGCAGUAUGAAAGAGACGCAAGAGAUGAUGGAUGUGUGUGGGAAGCAUAACAUCACGUGCGAUGUAGAGCUUAUCAAGCCAGACCAAAUCAAUCAAGCUUUGGAUCGCCUCGCCAGGAAUGAUGUUAGAUACCGUUUUGUUAUCGACAUUGCCGGAAGCUCUAAGCUUUAAAGAUCGAAUCAGGAUUGCUUAGCUUUCUUCUUCCUCAUUUUUUCACUUGUUCCUAUCCAUUAUGUUAGCACUUGGCAAGCUACUCAUAUAUAUAUAUGCAUGU
Hibiscus syriacus is the source of this 1285-nucleotide messenger RNA. RefSeq names its product probable cinnamyl alcohol dehydrogenase 6. Gene Ontology annotation, molecular function: cinnamyl-alcohol dehydrogenase activity; zinc ion binding. The coding region runs from base 100 to 1182 and encodes 360 amino acids. Lineage: Eukaryota; Viridiplantae; Streptophyta; Magnoliopsida; Malvales; Malvaceae. Gene Ontology annotation, biological process: lignin biosynthetic process. The record is from RefSeq and is a predicted model, not a curated record. The transcript is spliced from 6 exons.